AUGUCGCAGCAGCAAAAUUUUCUCGAACCUUCAUCAUCAGCGAUAUCGUCAAAUUUUGAUGAUCGUUUGCAUUAUCGUCCUUUACGAACAUUAUUUACUCCGGCACCUUAUCGUUCACCACCAUUUCAUACCUCAACAAUUUCAUUACCUGAUAUCAAAGAAGCUACUACGGAAGAGAACGAAAGUAGCUGUAGCGGUUCAAUGGAACAUAAUGAUGCCAAUUUUCACGAUCAUUAUAGUCGAAAAUCUUCAGAACAGAAUUUGAAAGUUGAAAAUAGCAACAAUCUUGUCGCAGUGGAUCAUCAAGUAGCAAAGGAAAAUGCAUGCACUAUUCAGCGGUAUUGUCAUGAACAACCGCAAAUGCCUUCGCCUACAAAUACUUUCAAAUCUUCCGCAGUACAGGUUCAUGAGGUGAAUAGCAAUUUUAAAUAUUCUUCUGAUUCAAAUGCUCCACCGCAAAAGCCUCUCGAUGCGUGCGAAUCUCCACGUAGUUAUUCGAGUGAUUCCAACAAGCAACCAAAAUCUAUUUUGAAACAACGAUCAGUAUCAUUAUUAUCACCAUCUUCCUCUAAUAUCAAUGAUAAUAGCCUCGGACGUUACAUUGAAAAAAUUCAAAUCAGCGAUAGUACUCAUAAGGAAGAAAAAGAGUGGCGUCAAGUCGAAAGUUAUGCUAACUCGGGUCACGUGAACCAGCCAAGUUCGGAUUUGACCGGUAGGGAGAAUCGGCUCUAUCAAGUUAUGCAAGAGAAUUUGCGACAGCAAAAGCUAUUACGACCUCAAACAUCUCGUCAUCUUCCACAAGCCUCUUUUAAUGGGCCUUUCUUUACUCUCGAAGAAGUUCACACCAAACAGCACAGGGAAUCAUUGAAACAAACUCAUCAAAUUCCUAUCGACGAUUAUUAUUUAAUCGGGAAACAGCGGCAGAAUUCAAUCGAUAAUUCAAACCAUAAAUUAAGAUAUAACAAUCGAUCAAAGUCGGUAUCAGUAAUGGAAGUAAAUGUAGCGGAACCUGAAAAGAAUAAUGAAAUUGGAGAAAGUGAUGUCCAUUGGCCAUCACCACCAAUAAAACUCGAACAUGAACGUGCCCGAUCAGUUCCACCAUCAUUAAGAACCAGAAAUAUCACUGAUCCGGAUCGAAUUGAUGAGUAUCAUCGACAAAAGGAACUUGAACUGGAAGCUAUGAGACGUAAGGAAGAGGAAGCUAUUGCGUGGGAAGAAAAACAGCUUCGUGCAUUGGAACUACAAGAACGUUUGUAUUAUCAGCAAAUGCAAGGAAGACGAAGCAGAAGUAGUUCAGAAUUAGACGAAUCAAUAACGCAAUCUCAUGAAGAAUUACGACAGAUCGAUAUGAAUGCAAAAAAGCGACAAAACGAAUUUCACUUUGAGAAAAGCCUAGAACCACAACUGAUGCACGUUUAUGAAACGCGUCCUAUUACGAUGACAUCUGAAAAAAGUGAACAGCCGGAAUUUACCGGCUCAUCAAAUCCGGUAACCUGGAAACGAUUGUACAUUGUUGAUCAAUCAAAACCAGCUGCUAAGAAUGAAAUUAUCACCAGUGAGCAACUUCUUGAAAAGGAACGAUUCGAUAUUGAUUUAUUGAAGCGUCGUGAAGUAUUCAUCGAAAAGCCGAAACCAAAACCAGUGAUUUUUCGAACCGGAAAACGAUGGAAACCACCACCGGAACCAUCUUAUAUUUGGCCAUAUAUGCGUAAAGAAAAAUUAAAUGCUGAACCAAGCCUUGAAAGCAGUAGUAAUUACUCUACAGAUAAUACGGCAGGUCGAAUAGUUGAAAAUACUGAAUUCCGAUGGCAACCAAUCAUGUAUGAUCCGGAAUACAAACAGGAACAUAAAAAUUUCACUCCUGAAAAUUCAUUGCCUGGCACACCACGAGGAUUUGGUCCUGGUCCAUUAGAUGAACCUGCAAAGCGUCAAAUCAAACACCUUAUACAACCACUACCUGAUGGUAGCCAUCGGCCAAAACCAGUAUUUGGUGGUCCACGUGCUACUCCAUCUGGUGGCUUCUAUCCUCAUGCACCAAAUGCUAUUAAAGUAUUGAAAAAAAAACAUUCACAGAGCUUACCGGAACCAAUUGGUACAACAGAUUUGGAUAAGGAAGUGGAAAUCAUUCAUCAAAGAAGAUUUCAUCGUCUUGGAGAGUUGCCAUCAGCCACGACAUCCUCACAGUGUUACGAAGUAGCAGAUUGGGAGAAAAUCUACGAUUUGCCAGUACACUCAUCCACGAUCACGUCAUAUGAUAUGCCUCGGAACGUGAAUGUACGUGGAAAACUUGCAGCGCUGGAAAAUUCAUUGAGGCAAGCUACACCUUCAGUUUGUUUACGUCUAAACUCAGGUGAUACACAUCGUCCACCAUCUUGCACACGUGCGAUUAAUAUUGAUAAUGGAUUACAAUCACCAACAAACAUUAUAAAAAUAAAUCGAAAUGGUCAGCAUUUGCGACAACAAUGCCUUCGACAGCAACUUCAUUCAGGAACUGCACCGCGUACUGAUAGUAAUCAUCGACCUUAUCAGCAACAAAGAAAUGAGCGACAAUUAAUUCCAUCACAUGGUUUGUUAGUUCGUCAAAUCAAUCAUCGUAAUGCGAAACAAUGCAAUCGUAUCGAUUGUUCAAAUAGCUGUCAACAAUUUUCUCGUGAAAUACUACCAUCAAAAAAACUGUUAUAUCAAAAUCAUGAUCAUAAUCAUCGAGGAAAUUCUCCUCAUCAACAUCAUAUUCCUAUUUUUCGUUCCGAUCAUACAUCAACACAACCAGUACAAUCAACCGUAUCCGUAGUAACUAAACCACGUCGUCUAACACGUAUACCUGUGAAUACUUCCGUAGAAGAACGACUAUCAUCACGAACUUCUUCAGCUAUCACUGAAUGGCAACGAUCAUCAUCCAUUGAUGAUUAUUUGAAUACAAAGAAUUAA
Molecule: messenger RNA, 2928 nt
Organism: Acanthocheilonema viteae
Lineage: Eukaryota; Metazoa; Nematoda; Chromadorea; Rhabditida; Onchocercidae
Source: the annotation of a GenBank genome assembly